CAUAACGCCCGCGAGCCGCGUGUUCACAAGCUGGAGCCAAGACACGAGGCGGAGUCGUCAUGAGCGAGAGUCUUGGAUUCCCAUGGACGCCAAUGGACUCCAGGAGGCUUGGCUUCUCCCUCCCAACAACCUCAGCCACGCCGAGCAGCCGGACUAUCUCAUUAAUUCUCCCCAUUUGGUGCCAUUCGCUGGGAAUGCCGAGCCACAUGGUCCCUUGGCCACGCUCAGCCCGAUGCCGAUGUAGCCGGCGCCAAGUGUGGAGUCUGAGUAGCGCUUGCGUUGCGCCACUGGAAUGACGUGAAGCCAGUAAAGUGGCUUCCCAGAGCUUCCGCCGCUGACGACGACGCUGUAUUAAAGACGGGCUGCUUCUCGUAAAACAUUUCCAUCCUUCAUCAAACUAUACACCUUUCUAUUCGGCACUCCCACCAGUCUCGAGACUCCAACUACACCAAUCCCGAAUCACCCGAUACCCAAACACAUACACAAUGUCUGCUCAGGACUACUACGGCGGUGGUGGCAGCAACCAGGGCUACAACAACCAGCAGCAAGGGUACAACCAGCAACAAGGCUACAACCAACAACAGGGCUACAACCAGCAGCCGCAAUAUGGCCAGCAGCAGAACCAGUCCUACCCCCAACAACCCAACUACGAUGACAACCGCGGCUCCUCCUCAUAUCAACAGCAGCAGCAGGGCGGACAAUACGGAGGCGCCCAGGCCUACCCCAACAAUGGCCAGCAGGGUCCUGAUGGCGAGCGAGGCCUCGGUGCGACCCUCGUCGGAGGUGGUGCCGCCGGCUGGGCUGCUCACAAGGCUGGAGGCGGCUUCCUCGGCAGCGCGGCCGGUGCCAUCGCCGGUGCCAUCGGUGCCAACAUGAUCGAGCACAAGUUCAAGAAGCACAAGAAGAACAAGAAGGAGCACAGGGAUGGACGCCCCCGAAACUACUCCGGAGACUCCACCAGCAGCAGCGACUCCGACUCGGAAGACGACCGUCGACGACACGACAACCGCGGCGGUCCUCCUCACCAUGGCGAGCGAGGCGGCCCUCACGGCGGACCCCUUCACGGUGGUGACCACGGAGGCUAUGGCGGACACCACGGCGGCCCCGGAGGUCCCGGUGGUCCCGGCGGAUACGGUGGUCCCGGCGGUCCUGGAGGAUACGGCGGCCACGGUGGUGACCACGGCGGCUAUGGUGGCCCUGGCGGUCACGGCGGCCAUGGCGGUCCCCGGUGGUAAUUCUACCAAUUUCAUCCGUCCUCUUGAGUCCAGUAUCGAACGGCGUUUAGGGAAUGCGCCUUGGGUGGCAAGCUAAGAUUAUGCAACUAGAUGAGAUACGUGAUGUUUGCUCUCGAACAACAUUCUGUUCGCCUAUUAUGAAUACCAAUUCCAUAUUUUUGAAGCUCAA
Messenger RNA from Ilyonectria robusta, 1404 nucleotides. RefSeq lists its product as uncharacterized. Bases 486 to 1235 code for a protein of 249 amino acids. Lineage: Eukaryota; Fungi; Ascomycota; Sordariomycetes; Hypocreales; Nectriaceae. The transcript has 2 exons. The record is from RefSeq and is a predicted model, not a curated record.